GUAGUGUUUCUUUUUGUACCUGUCUGUCUGUCCUAGGCUGAGGUUGGCUGGUUAGUUGGUCGAUUGUGUGGUAUUUCUCUCUUUCUCGUCCUACUUCCCCCCUCCAGGACCCAGCCUCUAUUUCGACGCCUGUGAUUGUAACAUCUUCUCAACCUCUCUGGAGCGAUACAGGAAACCCUGAACAGGUGAUCAUGCUGCCUAAUUGGUCAAACAUGACCCUCCACCUGGAGGACUCUCUGACCCGUGCCCUGGGCCAUUAUCUUGACAACUGGAGCCGGAAUUCCUCGAAGGCAGAACAGGCUCUGGACAACACUCUGGCAGAGGAGAACUUCAGGAACGUCAUAUGGUAUCUGAUAGUGAUGAUCGGAAUGUUUGCCUUCAUCGUUGUGGCGAUCCUGGUGAGCACGGUGAAGUCGAAGCGGCGUGAGCAUUCUAACGACCCCUACCAUAAAUACAUCGAGGAAGACUGGACCGCCCAGCUCCAACAGCAGAGCUUCGUCAUCAACAACCCCACGGCCAACUAACCCAAUGUAUAUUCACAUGCCAUAUACAAACACCAGUGAUGGAAAAGUACCUAAUUGUCAUACUUGAGUAAAAGUAAGGAUAUCUUAAUAGAGAAUGACUCAAGUAAAAAUGAAAGUAACCCAGUAAAAUACUACUUGAGUAAAAG
Messenger RNA from Salvelinus namaycush (lake trout), 670 nucleotides. Its product is annotated as potassium voltage-gated channel subfamily E member 2. Lineage: Eukaryota; Metazoa; Chordata; Actinopteri; Salmoniformes; Salmonidae. Gene Ontology annotation, biological process: ventricular cardiac muscle cell action potential; regulation of heart rate by cardiac conduction; negative regulation of delayed rectifier potassium channel activity. Gene Ontology annotation, cellular component: membrane. The record is from RefSeq and is a predicted model, not a curated record. Bases 192 to 524 code for a protein of 110 amino acids. The transcript has 2 exons. Gene Ontology annotation, molecular function: voltage-gated potassium channel activity involved in ventricular cardiac muscle cell action potential repolarization; delayed rectifier potassium channel activity; transmembrane transporter binding.